CAUAGACUGGGUGACUUUCCUCCGGAAUAUAUCUCUCUUCGACGAAUCGUGCGUCCUUCUGCCCGGUUCUACUUCCCAUCGUCUCUCCGCUCACGGCGACCUCCGACGGCGAUGGCGAGGCGCGAGGCCGACGCCAUUCCCCUCUCUCGCUUCGGUGUCCUCGUUGCGCAGCUGCAGUCGAUCGUCGUCUCCGCUCGUCAGCAAACUCCCGAUGCUCUUCUUUGCUUCGAUCUCCUCUCCGAGCUCGUUGCUUCAGUCGAAGAAGAGAGUAAGGAAGCUUUACAGCAGUGGCAACGUAAGUGUGAGGAUGCUCUCUAUUCAUUGCUUAUUUUAGGGGCUCGAUGCCCUGUUCGACGGCUUGCCUCUAUAGCAAUGGGAAGAGUUAUUCAAAAAGGUGACGGAAUUUCUAUAUACUCAAGAGUGAGUAGCCUACAAGGAUGGCUAGCAGAUGGUAAAAGAAAUGAGCCCCUUUCUUGUGCAGGUGUUGCACAUUGUUUGGGAGAAUUGUAUCGCCUGUUUGGACGCAGGGUUACUUCAGGGUUGACAGAGACAAUCAACAUAGCUGCUAAACUUAUGAAGUUCAAUGAGGAUUUUGUGAGGAAAGAUGCAUUGCAAAUGCUUGACAAUGCAUUAGAAGGAUGUGGUGGUAGUGGACCCUUUACAGCUUAUUCAGAAGCACACCGCAUUGUGAUGCGAGUGGGUGUAACUGAUAAAUCAUUCAUAGUUAGACUGGCUGCAGCCAGAUGCUUGAAAACAUUUGCCAACAUAGACAGUCCUGGAUUAGGACCUGCAGAGCUUGAAGGUUCUAUUGUGUAUUGCCUCAAGGCUCUUGUUGAUCCUACUUCGUCUGUUAGGGAUGCUUUUGCUGAAGCCUUGGGUGGUUUGCUUGCUCUUGCAACGAAUCCGGAGGCACAGGUAAAGCGAGGGAAUAAAAUUACUGUUCCUGCACAGAAGUUGGAGGACAAUUUACAGAAGCACUUUAUAUUACCCUUUGUUAAAGCAAGUGGGAUACAUGCAAAGGACAUUCAAAUUGGCCUCACAUUAUCAUGGGUAUUCUUUCUACAGGUUCUUCAUCAAAAAUAUCAUGUCCUAGAAAACGAACUUCAAAAUUAUGCUAUACUAGCCAUGGACAUUCUUAAAGGAAACGAUCUUGCAGAUCCUCAUGCACUGGCCUGUGUUAUAUACAUUCUUCGUGUGGGCAUAGCUGAUCAAUUGACUGAAUCUUCUCAGCGCAGUUUUCUCAUUUUUCUGGGUAAAAAGCUAGAAUCUGCUGAUUGCAAUCCACCGAUGAGCGUCGCUAUAUUGCGAAUCCUGUCUUAUCUUUUGACUAACUUGGGGGAGGUUCCUCUUGAAUUUAAAAAUAUCCUUGAUAACACAGUUGUGGCAGCCUUAUCCGAUUCUUCAUUACAGGUACGCAUUGAAUCUGCAUUGACAUUGCGUUCAUUGGCAAAGGUUGAUCCCACUUGUGUUGGUGGAUUAAUUUCAUAUGGUGUCACAACUUUACAUGCGCUGAGAGAAGGCGGGUCUUUGGAAAAGGGAACAAAUUUGGAUCUUGAGCUAAACUCUCUGCAUGGGCAAGCCACACUCUUGGCAGCGCUUGUUUCAAUCUCACCCAAGUUACUUCUUGGAUAUCCUGCAAGGCUGCCUCAUUCAGUCUUUCAAGUUUCAAAAAAGAUGUUGAGUUCCUUCAGUCGUAACCCUCAAGCUGCAAUUGUCGAAAAAGAGGCUGGCUGGUUGCUUUUAGCUUCUCUUGUAGCAAACAUGCCAAAAGAGGAAUUGGAGGACCAAGUUUUCGAUAUUCUUUUACUUUGGGCUGGUCCCUUUGCUGGAAAUCCAGAAGUUUACUUUAGGCAGACACAAGAUUUGGCAGCUGAACUGCUUGUGUUAUCGGCUGCAAUUGAGUCACUCACUGCCUUCAUAAGAAGCUUUGUUUCUCCAGAAGUUGCAACUCAAAAUGGAGUUCUUCUACAACCAGUAUUGGCAUACCUCAGUGGAGCUUUGUUCUACAUUUCAUUCUUUUCCACAAAGCAAUUACCAAAUAUGAAGUCAGCUUUAGCACUCUUCACAAUCAGAACACUGAUGGCAUAUCAAUCUAUUCCCAAUCCUAAGGCCUAUCAAAAUGAUCAUCAGCAAAUUAUCGAAAUAUGCACUUCUCCAUUUAGUGAUCCUUCUGCUUAUGAAGAAAGCUCAAGUUUGAGAGCCUUGUUAAACAAGAAGGAAGCAUGUUUGGGCCCUUGGGUACCUGGGAGUGAUUGGUAUGAAGAUGAACUUCGAGCUUUUGAUGGUGGUAAAGACGGACUAACACCAUGUGUUUGGGAUGAUAAUAUUUGCGUCUUCCCUCAGUCAGAAUCAAUGUGCAAACUAUUAGUUAAUCAGAUGCUUCUAUGCUUUGGCACCAUGUUUGCAGCCCAGGAUAAUGAAGGAAAAAUAGCACUACUUAACAAAGUUGAUCAGUGCUUAAAAACCGGAAAGAAGCAACCAUGGCAUGUGGCCACAGUAACAAAUGCAUGUGUUGGCCUACUGGCUGGGUUGAAGGCCACAAUUGCAUUACGGCAGCAGACACUAAUACCUGAGAUUUUGACCAUCAUCCAGGCCAUCUUCCAGGGUAUUCUUGCAGAAAGUGAAGUUUGUUCAGCUCAACGAAGAGCAUCCUGUGAGGGUCUUGGUUUGUUAGCUCGUCUUGCAAGUGAUAUCUUCACUGCAAAGAUGACUCGGUCACUUCUUGGAGAGCUAGUUACAGCAACAGAUCCAUCUUACAUUGCAUCCAUCUCUCUAUCAUUGGGUUGUAUUUAUCGGAGUGCAGGGGGCAUUGCACUGAAUACUCUGGUGACUUCGGCUGUUAAAUCAAUAUCUUUAACAGCCAAGAGUUCAAAUGCUUACCUGCAGUUAUGGUCUUUGCAUUCGCUUCUAUUGAUCAUUGAAGCUGCUGGGUUAUCGUAUGUCUCUCAAGUGCAGGCAACACUUUUUCUUGCAAUGGAGAUCCUCUUGGCAGAGGAGAAUGGAUCGGCGGAUCUUAGGCAGGAGCUAGGACGCCUUAUAAAUGCUAUAGUUGCUGUUCUUGGUCCUGAGCUUUCUCCUGGAAGUUCAUUCUUUUCUCGUUGCAAGUCUGUUAUUGCAGAAAUAAGCUCUUGUCAAGAAACAUCAUCCCUCAUAGAAUCUGUUAGAUUCACUCAACAGCUUGUACUUUUUGCUCCACAUGCUGCUUCUGUGCAUUCUCAUGUUAGAAACCUUCUCCCUACUCUAUACUCUGGACAGCCUAGUCUUCGUCAUCUUGCUGUAUCAACUCUUCGCCAUCUUAUUGAAAAGGACCCGAAGUCCAUGAUUGAAGCAACUAUUGAAGAAAAUUUGUUCAGUCUGCUUGAUGAGGAAACUGAUACAGAGAUUGUUAGUCUGGUUUGCUCAACAAUUACUCAAUGGCUUCAUAUAUCUUGUGUUUCAUGUCCAUCGCGUUGGUUGAAUAUUCUUCGUAACAAGGUUCUAGCAACACCGAAUAGAAGGAUUGCAUCUGAUAACUACUCAAACUCAGUCAGUAGUAGUAAAAUAAAUGACAAAUCUGAUGGUCACAUGGGGUCCUAUUAUGGUGAAGAUGAUGAAAACAUGAUUGCUAGCUCGAAAGGGGAGCAGGUGCAUGGUUCUGCCAACAUAUUUGGUUCCGCUUAUAAGAGGGAGAAUCUUCUCAGAUAUCGCACCAGGCUUUUUGCUGCUGAGUGUUUGAGCUGUCUACCAACUGCAGUUGGAUCAAACCCAGCACAUUUUGAUCUUUCUUUGGCAAGGAUUGCUAUGAAUGUCAGGGACAGAUCAUCAGUAGAUUGGCUAGUGCUUCACUUGCAAGAAUUAAUCUCACUUUCUUAUCAGAUCAGCACUAGCCAGUUUGAAGGCAUGCAACAUAUUGGUGUGAGACUUCUAAGCAUCAUAAUGGACAAGUUUGGUGGUACAUUGGAUCCUGAUCUUCCUGGUCACCUCUUGUUGGAACAAUAUCAGGCUCAACUAGUUUCUGCUGUUCGAACUUCAAUAAGCACAUCUUCUAGUCCUCUUCUCUUGGAAUCUGGUCUAGAACUAGCAACAAAGAUCCUGACUAGCGGAAUCAUUAGUGAAGAUCAGAUUGCUCUUAGUCGAUUGUAUGCUCUGAUUUCUCGUCCACUUGAUGAUAUUAAAGACUUGUGCUAUCCAUCAUUUGCUGAUUGGGUUGCAUGCAAGAUUAAGAUUAGACUUCUGGCUGCCCAUGCUUCCAUAAAGAAUUAUGUCUAUCAAUUAUUGAAAGAGAAGAAAGAUAUUCCUAAUGGGUACCUGCAGUUGGUACCAUUAUUUUCUUCCAGCUCAACAAUUUUGGGGAAAUACUGGAUUAGUGUUCUUAAAGAUUUUACCUAUAUGUCUUUUGGCUUGCAUUCAAAAUUUUAUUAUAAACCAUUCCUAGAUGGGAUUCAAUUUGCAGUGGUUUCUUUCGAGGUGAAAAAGUGUCUGAAUGAAGUUUGGGCACUAAUUCUGCAGGCAAUUGUUCUUGAUGUUGUACCUUUGAAGUUCAAAACAGAAAAUCCUUCAGAAUUAAAUACUAAAGUGUCGGAUAAACAUCUGUCCUUAUCUGGUUACAGCAUGAUUGGCUUGGAAAAUGAGGAGUUUCAUUUUAUGUGGGGACUGUCACUGCUGAUUAUGUUUCAAGGGCAGCAACUUGUAUCAGAUAUGGAAGUGUCAUUGUUCCCUCCUGAUGAAAAGAGAAAUCGAUGUCCCGUGUUGCAAGGGGGGUCUCAUUUUAUGUUGCCUUCCUAUGAGAUUGCUCUAUCUGUAUUUCAUUCUCUUUCAACAGAAGCUUUUUUCCAACAUGAUUUUAUUUCACCAGAUCUCUGCGCCGACAUCUUUCAGAUUCUUGUGUAUGCUCAGAUACCUUACUCUAGGGGUGGCCUUGUCAUAUCUUUACUGUCACAGAUAGUCCAGUUCUGUCCUGAUGCUUUUUUUGAGCUGGAAAAUUUUACUACGUCAACAACAGAGCUUUUUCUCAAGUAUUUUGUAAUAACAUUUCAAAGAAGCAAGAAUGCAAAUUUUCAGUCCAGCGGCCAGGAUCUGCUUGCUGCCUUGUCCACUGUUUUUAAAACAGUAGCAUAUAGGACAAAGCAAAAGAUAAGGUGGAAAUUGAUAGUGGCAGUUAUGUCACUCUUCUAUCAAUGGUUUACUGAUGCUUCAGAUGGCCUAGGAUUGUCAAAAUUUGCCUAUUUUCUUCAAUAUAUGGUGCCUACAAUUAAAGAUUUGCUAAGAUGUUGCCUCUCCUUAUUUGCCGCUGAUGGUGGAAACUACGAUGAGGAAAACAACCUUCAAAAAACAGUCUUAGGAUCCUGGGCUGAUGUCCUCUUAUUUUUAUCUGGCGAAUGCAUUAAAAGGAUUUUGAUUGUGGACGACAGGAUAAAUGAGUCUUCUAAACUUCUAGCCAUGAUACUUGUGUUCUGUUUAGAAGAAACUGUAGCUUUGGCUAGACUAGUACAUGAAGCUCAACACCUCUCAGAAAAUAGUGCAAUUGAUGGUAUGCUCUUUUGUAGCAUCGUGCACAACUUCACCAACUGUAUCAGCAAUAUUAUCUCUACCAACAAUAUGCAGGUUCAGGCUUUAGGACUUCAUAUGCUGAAAACUAUUGCACAAAGAGAACUUGCUGAGGACUCGCGUUGGAGGGACCAUUCAUUUAUUCUACUCUUAUCUGGAGAAUUACUAGGGAUUCUUUUCCUUUUCCUUGACAAAACACUCAAGGAGCUAGUAAAAAGGGAAUCUCUAGCUGUCACAGAGGAGUGCUUGAAACUGCUUUUCAUCUUUCACACACUUGCACAAGGAAGUGAACAUCAGCAUCAUUUCACACUGCUUCUUCUGGAAGCCUUACAUCUUGUUUUCUAUCAAUCCAAUGAAUGUCAUGCAGAGGUACUGAGUGGCAUUAAUACUACUACAAGGAGGAUGGUUUCCCGUCUUGUUCAGAUUCCUACAGCUGCAGCCCAUAUCAAAGAUGCGAUGUUAGAAAUGCCUGUUCUGCAAAGACAACAACUUCAGGAGAUGAUUAGGGCUUCCAUUAAUCCACAAGGUCAGAUGACAAUGCAGGUCAAAUUACCGGACACUAAGGUGCAGACUUUUGAUACUAUACAAGCACUAUCUGAAAAGCAAGAGGUCAAUGAAGAACAUACUUAUGAUGGUGACACUAAAGAUGAAGGUGAAGAUGAAAAUGAAGAUGAAGAUGACGAUUGGGAUAACUUCCAAUCUUUUCCUGCUGAUACUGCACCUGCUUCUGCUGUUGAAUCACAUGAUGGCAGAGCAAGAUCAGAGCUAGCUUCACUUGAUCCAGCCAUCAAGAGUCUGCCUCUGGAUCAGAAUAGAGGUCUUGUCCAUGAUGACUUGCAGCUUACUAUUUCUGAAGAGGACAGUAAUGCACCCCCAAAUGCCUCACCGGGUGAAGACAAAGACAUUAACGAUACACAUGAUGCAUCACCUGUCAAAGCCAAAGAAACCACAAGCCUUGUCACGGACAAACUUAAGGAAGACUUGAGUGUUUCACAAACAGAAAUGGUCGUACAAGAUAGUUGUAAAAGCAGUUAUCAGGAUCUCCACCAGUGUGCCCAGAUAAAUGAAGAUGGAUUUUCAAAUAUAGGGCAUAAUUCACUGCAACCUUCAACUCGAAAUCAUUCAUCUGAGGAAGUGAGCGAGGAACAAAGUGAACUUGUCAAUGAUGAUGAAGCUACAAAAGAUAGUGAAGCUUACGUUGAAAAAAAUAGUGAUGAUAUGCUUUCUGCAUCUGUAGACACUGAAAAGGACAAUUACACCAAUGGAGACAACUCCAACCAUUCACGUGGUGUACCGAUAGCUGAAACGGAUAAGCCAGAUGAGGUUGGUAGCACGUCCAAUGAUAGAAGUGGAUUUGAAACUAAUGCCAAAGAGGAAUUGAAAGAACUAUCCGCUGGUUCAUUGCAACUUUCUGAGGACAUCAAUGAACCAGCCAAUGACAUGAAAGUGGAAAGCACCUAAAUUAUGGAUGAUACUCAUUUGCUAUUCAAUUUUUUGUUGUUGCCAAUGUGCUAGAACUUUUAUAUAGUGAUUUAAUUCUGCAAAAGCGAAAUCAUUUUUGUAGUUCCAUAUGUAUGUAUGUAUCCUCAUAACUGGAAUUAUAAGAUUACGUAGGUCCAGGGUGGCUGACAGAAUGUAUGACUUACGAAUUCGUUUCUCUGAAGUGUUUAUUGGUUCUUGUCAAUAAAGGAUGAAAUUUGAUGUGUA
Molecule: messenger RNA, 7233 nt
Organism: Zingiber officinale
Lineage: Eukaryota; Viridiplantae; Streptophyta; Magnoliopsida; Zingiberales; Zingiberaceae
Product: protein SWEETIE
Exons: 48
Coding region: 112-6987 (2291 amino acids)
Biological process (GO): carbohydrate metabolic process
Source: RefSeq, a predicted model, not a curated record